CGACACCCCGCCCCCUGCGCACGCACGCUGAGAAGAAGGGGGUGGGACCACGUUAGCAUCCGCGCCAUCUCUGCCCGGAGGUGGCGGUGAGGUCCGUUUUCAGUGUAUGGUUUACCCUGCCAAGCGUUUCUGCUUGGUGCCAGCAAUGGAGGGCGUGCGCUGGGCCUUUUCCUGCGGCACUUGGCUACCCAGCAAAGCCGAGUGGCUAUUGGCGGUGCGAUCGAUCCAGCCCGAGGAGAAGGAGCGCAUUGGGCAGUUCGUCUUUGCCCGGGACGCUAAGGCAGCCAUGGCUGGGCGUCUGAUGAUAAGAAAAUUGGUUGCAGAGAAAUUGAAUAUCCCUUGGAAUAAUAUUCGUUUGCAAAGAACUGCAAAAGGAAAACCAGUUCUUGCAAAGGACUCAUUGAAUCCUUAUCCCAAUUUCAACUUUAACAUCUCUCAUCAAGGAGACUAUGCAGUGCUUGCUUCUGAACCUGAGCUACAAGUUGGAAUCGAUAUAAUGAAGACUAGCUUUCCAGGUCGCGGUUCAAUCUCAGAAUUCUUCCAUAUUAUGAAAAGGAAGUUUACCAACAAAGAGUGGGAAACAAUAAGAAGCUUUAAGGAUGAAUGGACUCAGCUGGACAUGUUUUAUAGGAAUUGGGCUUUGAAAGAAAGCUUCAUAAAAGCCAUUGGUGUUGGACUAGGAUUUGAAUUACAACGACUUGAAUUUGAUAUAUCCCCAUUAAACCUGGAUAUUGGCCAAGUUUACAGAGAAACUCGUUUAUUCCUGGAUGGGAAGGAAGAAAAAGAAUGGGUGUUUGAGGAAAGCAAAAUAGAUGAACAUCAUUUUGUUGCAGUAGCUCUCAGGAAACCCGAUGGAUCUAAACACCAGGAUGUUCCUUCUCAAGAUGAUGCUAAACCUACCCAAAGGCAGUUCAAGAUUCUGACCUUUAAUGAUUUAAUAGCGUCUGCUGUUCCUAUGACACCUGAAGAUCCGUCAUUUUGGGACUGUUUUUGCUUCACAGAAGAAAUUCCAAUACGAAAUGGUACCAAGUCAUGAUAUGAUUACCUAAGUAACAAAAGAAAGAUGAAAACUGUAAUCUUAUGUAUUCAAUGAAAAAUAAAUACCUAAAAUAUGAAAUUUUGUUUCACAAAACAGUUGGGGAAAAAACCAAACCCUUUCCUAUUAA
Molecule: messenger RNA, 1166 nt
Organism: Chrysochloris asiatica (Cape golden mole)
Lineage: Eukaryota; Metazoa; Chordata; Mammalia; Afrosoricida; Chrysochloridae
Gene: AASDHPPT
Product: aminoadipate-semialdehyde dehydrogenase-phosphopantetheinyl transferase
Exons: 6
Coding region: 107-1036 (309 amino acids)
Cellular component (GO): cytosol
Molecular function (GO): magnesium ion binding; holo-[acyl-carrier-protein] synthase activity
Source: RefSeq, a predicted model, not a curated record